Messenger RNA from Danio aesculapii, 2137 nucleotides. RefSeq lists its product as uncharacterized. The record is from RefSeq and is a predicted model, not a curated record. The transcript has 8 exons. The coding region runs from base 1 to 1023 and encodes 340 amino acids. NCBI's taxonomy places the organism in Eukaryota, Metazoa, Chordata, Actinopteri, Cypriniformes, Danionidae.
AUGACGCUGGGAGAAAUAACUAGCAAGACUCUGAGGUCUUCCAAAACAGGCUUCCUGUUUUUUCUACUAAUGCAAAUGAGUCUGCUGUGUGUAGUGAGGCCUCAGGAUCCCAUCACAGCAGCAUCUACAACAUCAUCAUCAUCAUCAUCUUCUUCUGCUUCAUCAUCAUCAUCAUCAUCAUCAUCUCAGUCUGCCAGUACAGGUCUGAGCUCCUCUACUGGACAGACCACAUCUAUGGCCACGUCUGUCUCUUCAGUGACAGCGACUUCAUUUAGCGCAAACACUUCUGCUAACUCAACGCUGUUAUCUGGCAACAGUACAGAUAAUGCAACAACAGGAAAUUUCUCUAUGACAUCAUGUCCAGCAUUUGUUUGCACUUCAGAUUGCUACAACCAGUACAUCAAUACAACGGCGAAGCCUUGCCCAUUGAAUUCUAACUUCUGUGAGAUAACAAUCAAAUCGGACGCUAGUUACUCCGUCGGCUGCAGUAACAUGUGUGGUAUGUCCUGUGGGAACACGACUCUAAGUAAUUGCACUGUGAGCUGCUGCAACACAACCAACUGUCUCUACAACACUGUGCGUAACAUCUCCAAUCCGUACAGCACUGCAGCAACAACGUCCAGCAGCACUACUACAACCACGAAGACCACUGCCGCAGCCACCCCAGCAAACAAUGGCAAGAAGUGUAGUAUCAUCAACUGUAAUGGAGCAGCGUGUUACAAAACCGCACAGAAUACACCAAACUUCUGUCCCGUUGGGCAGGAUUAUUGCAUGCUGAAGAAGACAGUCUCUGGCACGACCGAGAACUGGGAGGCUGGCUGCAGUACAGAUUGCAGAAAGAUGACCGCUUGCUCCACCUCCGUCACUGGCUCCUGCUACCUGGAGUGCUGUAACGCCACUGCCAGCACCUGCCUGAAGCUGACAGGUGAUGUGAACAUGCCCAGCUCCGCCACCAGAGGCCCUCAGUCUCCCGCGCUCCUCAUAACCUCCAUACUGCUCUUCUGGAUAGUCAGAGUUUUUUAGUCUGAGUCCAGCAAAGUCACGUUUAAAGGCAUUCUUCACCCAAAAACUAAAAAUUUGAUUUACUAGAAGUAAACCACAGAUUUAUUUGAGUGUCUUUCCUCUGUUGAACGCAAAAGCUGGAAACUGGUAACCAUUAACUUCCAUUUUUUCAGGCUUAGGGCUCUAUCAUACACCUGGCAGAAUCCAAUGCCAGGCACUAAGCAAGUGUUUUUUUUUUUUUUGGUAGUUUAACUCUAGCUCAGGUAUCUUUUUUACGUUCUGUGUCAUGUUGUUUGAAUAGCAUAUAUAUUUGCGCGCUAUUUGUGCACCCAUGAGUUAAGGUUCAUUGUUGACAUGUUUCUAGUUUGAACUUAAAUAGACCGUGCCAUUAACAGCCAACUAAAAUCUGCUCUAAAGUCAAUGACACAGUUUGUAUUUUGUUAUUUAAGGAGUGUGUUCGUGAUAGUUGGGUCCACAACACGGAUACACUUUGCUUAUUACAGACACAGGGAUGCGCAGCAGCACACAAACAUGUCAAUAAAAAUGCCUACAUGUCAUAAUGGAUAGUCGUUGCAUGGAUCAAACAAAACUAAUCAAGACAAUAAGAACAAUAUUAGGACAAUAGUGUAUUUGCAGCCAUUUGUGCACCCAUGGGUUAAGGCUCAUUGUUGGCAUGUUGCUAUUUUGAGGCAACUAAAAUAGACCGCGACCUUGACAGUCAACUAAAAGCAGCUCUAAAGUCAAUGACACAGUUUUUAUUUUGUUAUUUAAGGAGUGUGUUAGUGAUAGGCGGGUCCAGCACAUGCAUACACUUUGCUUAUUACAGACACAGGGAUGCGCAGCAGCACACAAACAUAUUAAAAUAUGACAAAUUCAAGAAUUAAAAUGUUGAAGAUUAUUACUGUCAAUAAAAAUGCCUACAUGUCAUAUUGGAUAGUCGUUGCAUGUAUCAAACAAAACUAAUCAAGACAAUAAGGACAAUAUUAGAAAAAAGUGUAUUUGCAGCCAUUUGCGCACCCAUGAGUAGGGCCAGACGGAAUUUGCAGAUGUUUUUUGCUAUUUCUGCGGAGAAUUUUGGUAAAAAUCUGUGGAUUUCUGUGGAAUUAUUUUGGGAGUAUCAUAACUAAAACCUUAA